Messenger RNA from Morus notabilis, 1104 nucleotides. RefSeq names its product oligoribonuclease. The record is from RefSeq and is a predicted model, not a curated record. Gene Ontology annotation, cellular component: mitochondrion. Gene Ontology annotation, molecular function: nucleic acid binding; 3'-5'-RNA exonuclease activity. The coding region runs from base 59 to 820 and encodes 253 amino acids. The transcript has 8 exons. NCBI's taxonomy places the organism in Eukaryota, Viridiplantae, Streptophyta, Magnoliopsida, Rosales, Moraceae.
UUCAUUAGCUCGCUUUUCUCUCUUCGAAGCUUCAACAAGAGAGGGACAGAUAGAGAGAAUGGAGCGACUCGCGAAUGCGUUCUCUGUGCUAGUGCUCGACGCCCCAGACGACGAUCAGGCGCGAACGGCGUCGUCUUCCGCCGAUUCCAAAGCCAAAGUCUGCGCUUCUGCCGAUUCUGGUGUGGAAGAUAAGGAAGCUAAGAGCACGGCCAUAGUAGAAAAACAUAAGAACAAUCAACAAAACCUAGACACUCCUCCAGCAGAGUACAAGUUGCCUCUCGUGUGGAUUGAUUUAGAGAUGACUGGAUUAGAUGUUGAAGUUGAUAGAAUAUUGGAAAUUGCCUGCAUAAUUACUGAUGGAAAUUUAACCAAAUCAGUGGAGGGUCCUGAUUUGGUCAUCCACCAAAGUAAGGAAUGUUUAGAUCAGAUGGGAGAAUGGUGUCAAAGUCAUCACGCAGCUAGUGGGCUGACAAAAAAAGUGCUCCACAGUACAAUGAUUGAAAGAGAAGCAGAAAAACAGGUUAUCGAAUUUGUGAAAAAGAAUGUCGGCACGUACACGCCUCAUUUAGCAGGAAAUUCAGUUUAUAUGGAUUUCAUAUUUCUAAAGAAAUACAUGCCGGAUUUGGCUAGCCUUUUCUCCCAUGUAGUAGUUGAUGUCAGCAGCGUGAAAGCGCUAUGCAUUCGCUGGUAUCCUAGAGAUCAGAAGAAAGCCCCAGCUAAAGAAGGUAAACACAGAGCCAUGGAUGAUAUCAGAGAAAGCAUCAAGGAACUCAAAUACUACAAAGAGAGUAUAUUCAAAUCCAAGUCUAAAAGGGGAUGAUGCAGAAGAAGAUGAAGGCGGCAUUUGAGAAUUGAGCGAGUUUAAUUGCAUUUUGGUCCACAAUUACAGGGCUCAUUUCUUCUGUAAAUUACAAACUUGGGCUGUAGUAUCUUAUUUGAUUGCCUUGGCUCAGUGCAAGAAGAUUGACUUUUUUUUUUUUUUUUUUAACCCAAUAUAUAUACAUGGUGCAAGUGUAUUGAGCCAUGACAUAAUUUUUGUCUGAUAUACUUAAUUUCGCAUUGAGCCAUGAUAUCCUCUCAUAAAUUUGCUACUUUGAUCAAGUU